AUGCCCCAGACCGCUGUUCAGCGUGCCGGUGCUCAGGCUGCUUUGAGGAUGGUCGGUUCAUCAGGACUUGUCGGUCAGCAGAGACAGGCAUCGACUGGUAACGGUGAGGUUAAGGUUACCGUUCGUGAUGCUUUGAACGCUGCUAUGGUGGAGGAGAUGUUGAGAGAUCCUGAUGUGUUCAUCAUGGGUGAGGAGGUUGCUCAGUACAACGGUGCAUACAAGGUCACAAAGGGUCUUUUGGACAAAUUCGGAGAGAAGCGUGUUAUCGACACCCCAAUUACUGAGAUGGGUUUCGCUGGUCUCUGUACCGGUGCCGCUCUUGCUGGUUUGAAGCCCGUCUGUGAGUUCAUGACCUUCAACUUCGCCAUGCAGGCUAUCGACCACAUCGUCAACUCUGCCGCCAAGACCCAUUACAUGUCUGGUGGUAUCCAGCCUUGUAACAUCACUUUCCGUGGUCCUAACGGUGCUGCUGCUGGUGUCGGUGCUCAGCACUCUCAGGACUAUGCUGCUUGGUACGGAUCUAUCCCAGGAUUGAAGGUUGUUUCUCCUUUUUCUGCUGAGGACUGCAAGGGCUUGAUGAAGGCUGCUAUCCGCGACCCUAACCCGGUCGUUGUUUUGGAGAACGAGUUGAUGUACGGUAUUUCUUUCCCUCUCUCUGCUGAGGCUCAGAAGGACGACUUCGUUCUUCCUAUCGGUCUUGCCAAGGUCGAGCGUGAGGGUACCGAUAUCACCUUCGUUGCUCACUCCAAGUGUGUGCAAGACUGUCUGGACGCUGCUGAGAAGUUGGAGAAGGAGGAAGGUAUCAAGGCUGAGGUCAUCAACCUCCGAUCCAUCAAGCCGCUUGACAUUGAUGCCAUCAUCAAGUCCGUGAAGAAGACUAACCGCCUCGUGACGGUCGAGGGUGGUUUCCCUGGUUUCGGUGUAGGAUCGGAGAUUGCUGCUCAGGUUAUGGAGAGUGAGGCAUUCGACUACUUGGAUGCCCCUGUUGAGCGUGUCACUGGUUCCGAGGUUCCUACUCCUUACGCUAGGACCCUCGAGGCCUUUGCUUUCCCUGAUGUCGAUGUUGUCUGCCGUGCCGCCAGGAAGGCUCUUUACCUUUAA
Saitoella complicata NRRL Y-17804 is the source of this 1101-nucleotide messenger RNA. Its product is annotated as pyruvate dehydrogenase E1 component subunit beta. The transcript is spliced from 2 exons. The record is from RefSeq and is a predicted model, not a curated record. Gene Ontology annotation, molecular function: pyruvate dehydrogenase (acetyl-transferring) activity. Gene Ontology annotation, biological process: pyruvate decarboxylation to acetyl-CoA. NCBI's taxonomy places the organism in Eukaryota, Fungi, Ascomycota, Saitoellomycetes, Saitoellales, Saitoellaceae. Bases 1 to 1101 code for a protein of 366 amino acids.